AUGGCCAACCUCAUCGAAGGACUCUACCACACCGUCCAAGGACUGCUCCAGAGCAUCUUUGCCGUCUUCCAAUCCUUCUUCAACGUCAUCUAUUCGUUCCUCCACGGUAUCAUCUCGCUCGUCUGGGGCGUGCUCGAGAGUGUGGCCGAGUUUGUCGGUGCUUCCGUCCACUUUGUCAUCUCAAACAUUCUCAUCCUCGGCCUGCUCGGCCUCGGUUUCGUACUCUACAACGACCGAAGCAAGCGCGGGACUAUUGGGAAUGACAUCAAGACUCACGCCCAUAACACCAGGCUUCAGGCCCAGAAGAAGGUCGGAUGA
This is a messenger RNA of Cryptococcus wingfieldii CBS 7118, 318 nucleotides long. RefSeq lists its product as hypothetical. NCBI's taxonomy places the organism in Eukaryota, Fungi, Basidiomycota, Tremellomycetes, Tremellales, Cryptococcaceae. The coding region runs from base 1 to 318 and encodes 105 amino acids. The record is from RefSeq and is a predicted model, not a curated record. The transcript has 3 exons.